AUGUACAAGUCGAAGCUGCAGGAGCUGUCCCAGCAGAGGAAAUGGCGCUUGCCAGAGUACAAAGCCAAAAAGCUUGGCCUCGACCACAACCCUCGCUUCUCAGCCUCCGUCACCAUAAACGGCGUCGCCUUCGAUACGGUGCAAUUCUUCAGAUCCUCCAAGGAAGCCCAAAACGACGCCGCUAGAAUUGCCUUCGUUCACUUCUCUGAUCCGCAACCCAGACAUACCAAUCGCAGUCCCAGCCCUUCAUCAUUCCCUCAACCUUCUCUUCCCGCUGCCUCAGCACUUCCUUCAACAACGGGCACCAAUUUGACUGAUACGCAUGACACAAAACAGACAUUGCAACCAGAGAUUCAAGAAACACAUGAAAAUUCUUACGUGCCAGUUCAGUUCAGUGGUAUAGCAUCAGGUGGCAAUUCUCAGGUGAAUGGCAGCACAUUGGGUAUUGAAGAUGGUAAUCGAUUGAGAGCACUUCCUUCAACAACGGGCACCAAUUUGACUGGUACACAUGACAUGAAACAGACAUUGCAACCAAAGAUUCAAGAAACACAUGAAACUUUUUACGUGCCAGUUCAGUUCAGUGAUAUAGCAUCAGGUGGCAAUUCUCAAGCGAAUGGCAGCAUGUUGGGUAUUAAAGAUGGUAAUCGAUUGAGAGCACUUCCUUCAAUAGCGGGCACCAAUUUGACUGGUACACAUGACACAAAACAGACAUUGCAACCAAAGAUUCAAGAAACACAUGAAACUUCUUACGUGCCAGUUCAGUUCAGUGGUUUAGCAUUAGGUGGCAAUUCUCAGGCGAAUGGCAGCACAUUGGGUAUUGAAGAUGGUAAUCAAUUGAGGGCACUUCCUUCAACAACGGGCACCAAUUUGACUGGUACACAUGACACAAAACAGACAUUGCAACCAAAGAUUCAAGAAACACAUGAAACUUUUUACGUGCCGGUUGAGUUCAGUGAUAUAGCAUCAGGUGGCAAUUCUCAGGCGAAUGGCAGCACAUUGGGUAUUGAAGAUGGUAAUCGAUUGAGAGCACUUCCUUCAACAGCGGGCACCAAUUUGACUGGUACACAUGACACAAAACAGACAUUGCAACCAAAGAUUCAAGAAACACAUGAAACUUCUUACGUGCCAGUUCAGUUCAGUGGUAUAGCAUCGGGUGGCAAUUCUCAGGCGAAUGGCAGCACAUUGGGUAUUGAAGAUGGUAAUCGAUUGAGGGCACUUCCUUCAACAACGGGCACCAAUUUGACUGGUACACAUGACACGAAACAGACAUUGCAACCAAAGAUUCAAGAAACACAUGAAACUUCUUACGUGCCAGUUCAGUUCAGUGGUAUAGCAUCAGGUGGCAAUUCUCAGGCAAAUGGCAGCCCAUUGGGUAUUGAAGAUGGUAAUCGAUUGAGAGAUAUACAGCAUUUGUACAAGAAUCAACUGCAGACUUUUGCACAAAAGAGAAAUCUUCUUCUACCUGUGUACAGUUGUGAGCAGGAAGGUCCACCUCAUGCCAAUCGUUUCAAGUGUAGGGUAACAGUUGAUGAACAUACCUACGAGGGUCAAGAGUUUCUUCCUACAAUGAAGGAAGCUGAACAUGCAGUUGCAAAAAUUGCUUUGAUGUCCCUGUUGCCAAAUGGAAUACAAGAGGAUUAUAUCGGUUUAUACAAAAACAUUUUACAAGAAUUAAUCCAGAAAGAAGGUUUUUCUAUGCCAGUCUAUAGCACAAAGAAUUCUGGCGAAGUUCAUGCGCCAAUUUUUGUUUCAACUGUGGAGAUAGAAGGAGAAACUUUUACAGGUUCAGAAGCAAGAAGCAAGAAGCAGGCAGAGAUGAGUGCGGCAAAGGUUGCUUACCAUACCUUGAGAGAACGUAAGUCAAGUAAGAUCCCUUUGGUCCGGUCCCCUGCUCAGAAGGGGCUAGAAACGCCAGAGGUCUUAUCUUCAAGCUUUCAGUCAAACCUAGCUACUGAUUUACAAGGAGGCAGGCCUAACGCCCCCAUGAUCGUAAGUCCGAGUGCGAUUACUGGGGAACAGACGAUGGAGACUAGUGUAACUGCAGAAGGGAACAGUCAUCAUCCUACCACAGUAUCUUCACGACCUGAUGCUCUUACGACAAGCUAUGGAUUCUCGUCUUCUGACAUUCUGUAUGGCCUUGCGCAGGAGUCAAACAGUUCUAGCCUCUCUGUGUCCCGAAAUGGCUCUUCUUCAACUUUGCCUUCUGAUGCCUCCACUAACUUAGCUAUGGACUCUACUCUUGAGCCACCAGCUAAAAGGAGCAUGUAUAACAAGGUUUCUGUUUAUCCAUACAAGUCAGAUAUGAAAUUUCCUGCGGGAAGCACUGUGCUGCCCACGAGUGAUGAAAAGUGGGUUGCUUUGUCGCACAGCUGA
Messenger RNA from Prunus armeniaca (apricot), 2373 nucleotides. NCBI's taxonomy places the organism in Eukaryota, Viridiplantae, Streptophyta, Magnoliopsida, Rosales, Rosaceae. The record is from the annotation of a GenBank genome assembly.